AUGAUCACAGAAUUUGAACUGGUGGGGUUUCCGGGUCUCCUGGACUACAACUUAGUUCUCUUUGUUGGAUUCCUUCUUCUGCUGUUAAUCACACUAAUGGCUAAUCUCCUCAUCCUCUUUCUGGUUUCGCUGGACCACCGUCUUCACACACCCAUGUACUUUUUUCUCUGUAAUUUAUCCCUACUAGACCUACUGGUGGCAACAUCAAUUCUUCCGAAACUUCUGGCAGUUCUUUCUGGAUAUGCCAAAAACAUUUCAUUUGCUGGUUGCUUUGCACAAAUGUAUUCCUUAGUGUCAUUUGGGACUACAGAAAACUGUUUGGUGGCAGCGAUGGCGUAUGACCGGUACAUUGCUGUUGUUAAGCCAUUACAUUAUAAUGUGAUUAUAAAUUUCAGAAAAUGCAUGAUGAUAAUGGCGAUAGUGUGGAUACUGGGAUUUCUUAUCCCACUUGGGUUUCUAAUUUUAGUCGUUCAACUGCCUUUCUGUGGUUCAAAUAAAGUCAUGCACUGUUUCUGUGACUAUCCAACUGUUCUUUCCCUGGCUUGUGCUGACAUUAGUGCCCAUGCCAAUUCAGCAUUUGGCGCUGCUAUGAUUUCAAAUUAUGUACCUUUACUUUUUGUACUGUGGACAUAUGUCAGAAUUGUAAUUUCUGUGUUAAAACUUAAAACAACAGAGAGUCUAGCAAAGGCCUUUUCAAUGUGCUCUUCACAUAUCACUGUGGUGCUCAUGUAUUAUGUGUCUGCCUUUGUUGAUUAUGCAGCAUUAAAAAUUGAAGGACUUUCGUAUGACACAAGAAUUUUUAUUGCAGGCUUGAAUUGCUUUUUAAUGCCGAUGGUAAACCCUAUGAUUUAUAGCUUAAGAAACAAAAAGAUGAAGGCUGCUGCAAGAAAAUUCAUUAGCCUCAAUUUCUUUUUUCCAAAAAAUGUAAAAAAUUCCAUUAAUGCUACUGACAAGGUUUUAUCAAAAAAUGGCUUAACAUCUUCUUCAUGA
This is a messenger RNA of Polypterus senegalus (gray bichir), 990 nucleotides long. RefSeq names its product olfactory receptor 10A6-like. Gene Ontology annotation, biological process: G protein-coupled receptor signaling pathway. The record is from RefSeq and is a predicted model, not a curated record. Gene Ontology annotation, cellular component: membrane. The transcript has a single exon. Lineage: Eukaryota; Metazoa; Chordata; Cladistia; Polypteriformes; Polypteridae. The coding region runs from base 1 to 990 and encodes 329 amino acids. Gene Ontology annotation, molecular function: olfactory receptor activity; G protein-coupled receptor activity.